This is a messenger RNA of Fusarium oxysporum Fo47, 1954 nucleotides long. RefSeq names its product Zn(II)2Cys6 transcription factor domain-containing protein. The record is from RefSeq and is a predicted model, not a curated record. NCBI's taxonomy places the organism in Eukaryota, Fungi, Ascomycota, Sordariomycetes, Hypocreales, Nectriaceae. Bases 1 to 1593 code for a protein of 530 amino acids. Gene Ontology annotation, molecular function: zinc ion binding; DNA-binding transcription factor activity, RNA polymerase II-specific. The transcript has a single exon. Gene Ontology annotation, biological process: regulation of DNA-templated transcription.
AUGAGCCCCGGACUGUGUCUUGCACCCAAGAGGGCCCGAGAGAGUACAUCCAAAGUUCGAACCGGAUGUAGCACUUGCAAAACUCGUCGGGUGAAAUGCGACGAAGCAAAACCAACUUGUCGACGCUGCGCCAUUGGAUGCCGAAAAUGUGAGUACAACGCUGCGCGUACAACACCCCCACGAAGAAGCGUCAUCACGGUUUAUGUGCCUCCUACGCAAACACAACUGGUAUCUGGCAUCAAUGACCGCGGCCUUGACUUCUUCCAACGAAAUGUUGCUGGAAAAUUGGAUGGUCAGUUCAACUCAACGUUCUGGAGUAGGCUUGUGUUGCAAUUGUCACACUCCGAACCAUCGAUUAGACACGCCGUAUCAGCCAUCAGCACCAUUUAUCAUGACAUUGAGGAGGCUACGAGGCAUCCGGUGGGCUAUGUCAAUGCCAAUUCCAACGCUCGAGAAGAGUGGAGCGCAGCAAUAAGAAGUCUAUCAGCUCGCAUUCAAGCGCACCCCGACUCGAGCUUGGUGCCUUUGGUCUGUUGCCUCCUGUUCACAUGUAUCGAGUUUCUCAAAGGAAAAGUCGAGUCUUCUCUAUUUCACGCUCGGAAUGGUUUCAAUAUCCUGGCUACGCUCCAUCGCAACAAUGAGACCACAGGAAUAGCGUCCAAUAUCUUAUCCAACGAUCUUAGAGCCAUCGAAGAUUACAUCGUGCCCAUGUUCUCGGGCCUGAAUGUGCUCUGCCUACUCGCUGGCAUACCAACGCCGCCAAUACACGCCCAGGCAGAUGACAAAGGUGCUCUUCAUGAAGACCUUGCCCAUUCUAGACGGCGGCUCCUUGUGAUCUCAGACCAAUGUAUCCGAUUCAUUGGCGAAGCCAGUCUCAAAGCAGAUGCGUUCCAAAUCGACAUGGACGAUCUCGUUGAACAAGCCAAACUUCAAACAAGCCUAGACACAUGGCGUGCUCAACUAUAUGGACUUCUCGAACGGAUGCAGGCUGCCUGUAAAUCGGUCAAACAAGAGCCGCUCAAUCUACUCUUGGUACAUUAUAAAGUCAUUUACAUCUGGUUGAGAGUUUGUACCGCAGCUGCUGAGACGGCUACCGACGCCUAUCAUACCGACUUCCAAGAGCUUGUGCAUUACGCGGAACAAAUCACCAAACUAAGUGGGAGAAUGGCGACGCCUCAACUGCUGUCUUUUGAUAUACAAAUCCUGGGGCCUCUAUACUAUGCCGUGUUGAAAUGCCGUUAUCCUACCACACGAAGGCGCGCCCUGGAACUAUUGCGAUUAGCACCUCAACGCGAAGGGCUGUGGAACGCACAUCACGCAUACGUAACUGCAAAACGUAUCAUUGAGCUGGAAGAAAGACAUCUCAACGGGCAAGGAUUGCCAGACGAGGCUUCAAGAUUACAUGGUCUCACUCUGCCCAAUGAUGAGUCACGGAUAUUCAACCCGAGUGAGAUGCCUUUUGACUUUCAAGACUUUGACCACCGCAUUGUGUCCAGCCCGGCUUAUCCAUGCACGCUUGAAGCCAGGUUUUUAACAAAGCCGUGGGGGCUGUUGGGAGAGUGGCAAGAAACAAUUGAGUAUAUCAAGUUGUAACGCAUUUUUGAUGGGCUUGGAAGUUCAGUUUGAAAGAGAGGGUUACAUGAUGAUACCAUUGUAGUCAAAUGGGUUGACAUGUAAUACUACACCACCGACAUGCCCGACAGCCUCAGGAUUGCGACAACGCACGCCUGACAUCGAUUUCCAAGAUCUUUAUAUGUUACGAUUCGUGCCUGUAACAGCGCUAUAAGGCUUCUAUAAGCAGGUGUAUGCACCACUGUAAUUACUACAAUAGCAGUUAUUAGCCAAUCUUUUGCCUCAUGGCGUAAUGGUUAGGUGCAGCUGUUAUAUUAUACUUGUGGUAUUUGCGACAUAAGCAUAAAUAGAGUUAGAAUCAAGAGAUUAACUAAAUAUUAAU